Messenger RNA from Geodia barretti, 3692 nucleotides. The record is from the annotation of a GenBank genome assembly. Lineage: Eukaryota; Metazoa; Porifera; Demospongiae; Tetractinellida; Geodiidae.
CACGAGUCAUCGGGGAAAUGGCGUACCUUCCGUCGUCUGGACAAGUCAGACUGUCUACUCUCACCUUCCUCGGAGACCGCAGGGACAUACUGGUCUCCCCACACCACCUCCUCCCUCUCCAGGACAGAGGCAUACUACGGGGAGUAGAGGUCGUAGGCCACAGCAGGAUUUUCAGUUGAUGUCUUAGGAAAUGAGUUUCAAACAAACUUUGUUGUUUUCAUGAACAAAAGAUAAAAAAAGAGACAAACUGAGGGGGGAACAGAAAAUGAAAGAGAGAAAAAGAGGCCUAUGCCAUAUACUGCUUGAGUCUACUCUGGAUGUUGACAGGGAGAGGGAGCUCUCUGACAGAUGACUGCGAUCUUACCCACAGAGCUAUCUUUCGUAAGCAGAUGUCUUGUAGUCGAAUGUCUACAUAUAUCACUGCAUUAGGAGUGGAGAUGAAUAAGUGUAAUUUGAAUGACUUGUAAAGCAUACCUGAUCUGGUGAUGCGUGUGGCCUUGCAGUUGGCGUAGUGGUCCACCACUGCAUACACGUCGUAGCCCUUCUGGUACAGGUUCUCUGCAGCCACUCCCUGGUGUCUCCCGUUCACAAAGAACUCGAGAGUUCCGUCAUGGCUGACUCUCAUACCCAGUCUGUCGCCAGCUCUCAACUCGUCCAGGUUGAUCUCUCCAUAAUGCUGCUCCGUGAAACAGUCUGUCAGUCUGUUGUGAAGUUUAUCAGAGCUCCACACGCAGUGGUGCGUUCCUUCGGGCGAGUAACGGGGAAUGUUCUUGUCCGUCACGCAGCUACCAGUCUUGCACCGCAUGACUCCCAGUUUCAGAGUCCCCGACCACCCUGUGCCGUAUGAGACCAGCUCCACCUCAAACUCGGCCGUCCCUCUCAAUGGCCUCUCUCCGUACACCACUCCAUAGGCGUAGGUGGCGCUGGGGUCACGUUUGGCAGCGGAGCGACGGUCGUCAGAUAUCUGAGGGGAGAGCAGACGGGAAGGUAACCGAACUGCACUUCGGCUGGAAGAAGAAACGUCUUCUCUUCCAACUCCUGCUCCUCAGACAUUUUGGCUGCUGUGCAAACUUUCUUUUUCGUAUAAUUAGAUCAGACACGCCCCUUUGAACGCGCCGCAUGCGCAUUUCGCCAAAACAACCGCCUAUAUCAAAACAAAUUCCUCUUCAGUUGAUCUUGUUGCAAAAGAAGACGUCUCACCUUUCAUUUGAUGAUUCUCUCUCGGUCGAAACCCGCGCAGCCAGCGGGUUCUGAGGGUGCUGGAGCCUCAGCAGCCAAAGAGAAGAAAAAGAAGCGGCUGCCGAAGUUGGAGGACUUUGUGCAGGCACGCGACUACGUGGGCGCCAUCACUCUCCUGGAGUUUCUCCGGAGCACGGAGCGAGGGAGUGGCGGGGACACGGCUCUCUGGCUCGCCUACUGCUGUUUCCAUAACGGAGACUACGCCAGAGCUCGGAAGGAGUAUGAGUCGCUGAGUGAGGGAGAGAGCUGUCAUCCUGACGUGUGGAGCAACCUUGCCUGCUGCUACUUUAUGCUGGGGAUGUACCCCGAGGCCGAGACCGUUAUUCAGAAAGCUCCGAAGAGCUUUCUGCAGAACAGAUUACAGUUCCACUUGUCUCACAAGUUUGGUGAUGAGAAGAAGCUAAUGGUACACCACCAGGCACUACAGAACAAGAUAGAGGACCAGCUGAGUCUAGCUGCCAUCCACUACCUCAGAACACACUACCAAGAGGCCAUUGACAUUUACAAGAAGAUUCUCCUGGACAAUCGCGACAUGUUGGCUCUCAAUGUCUACCUGGCCAUGUGCUACCACAAACUGGACUACUACGACGUGUCUCAGGAGGUCCUGGCAGGUUACGUACAGCAGCACCCUGAUAGUGUAGUGGCCAACAACCUCAAGGCCUGCAACUACUACAAACUCUACAAUGGCAAAGCUGCUGAGGCAGAGCUAAAGGUGCUGAUGGAUACAACAUCUCCUUCUUUCAGUUUUGCCAGAGACCUUCUCAGACACAACCUGGUGAUCUUCAGAGGAGGUGAGGGAGCUCUGCAGGUCUUGCCUCCUCUGUUGGGAGUUGUGGGAGAGGCCAGACUCAACCUCGCCAUCUACCACCUCAAACAAGGUAAUAUUGAAGAGGCCUAUAAACUAAUAAAGGAUGUGGAGCCAAGCAGUCCUCAGGAGUACGUACUGAAGGCUGUGGCUAACACUUUCAUUGGCCAGGAACAAGGCUGUCCUGAAAACGUGAGACUGGCACAGCAGUACUUCCAACUGGUUGGCAGUUCAGCCAGCGAAUGCGACACCAUCCCAGGCAGACAAGCCAUGGCUUCAUGUUUCUUCCUUCUCCGACAGUUUGAAGACGUUCUUGUCUACCUCACCUCCAUCAAGAGCUAUUUCUUCAACAACGAUGAGUUCAAUGUCAACUACGCACAGGCCAAGGCAGCCACCGGCUCCUACACCGAGGCUGAAGAUGUGUUUCUCCUCAUAAACUCUGAGGCCAUUCGCAAUGACUACAUCUACCUCAGCUGGCUUACCAGAUGCUUCAUCAUGAACAGCAAGCCUCAGCAGGCCUGGGAGCUGUACCUGAAGAUGGAGACCUCAGCUGACUCCUUCAAUCUCCUCCAGGUUAUCGCAAACGACUGCUACAAGAUGGGCCAGUUCUUCUAUGCUGCCAAGGCCUUUGACGUACUGGAGCGACUGGACCCUAGCCCUGAGUUCUGGGAGGGGAAGAGAGGUGCAUGUGUCGGCGUCUUCCAGCUGGUGGUGGCUGGCCAGGAACCAAAGGAGUCACUGAGAGAGAUUGUUGCUAUCCUACGCAACACUGCCCAGCCUCAGGCUGAGCUGAUUGUCCUCGCCAUCAGGAAAUGGGCCAGAGAUAGCAGAAUAUCAGUAUCUGGACUAUGAAAUUGGCAAUUUUCUCAUUGUCACAUACUCUGUACAACAUUCUCAUAAGUUACAUCAUCACAAAACUCUCAAACAUGAAAGUCAGAUGACAGCUGCUAGGUGAAGACAGGACUCAUCUCUUCUUGCCAGGUAGCAGGAUCCCUUCAUACUUCUGCUGAAACCACUUCAUCGCCUCAUCUUUGGUGGUCUUGUGGCUGAACCCUAUCGACCCUUUCUUCCUCUUCCGAUACGCCACUCGGUUGCCGGGGCGACCAAGAACAAUGUAGAAAUCCAUGCCAUAGAUGCCAAUGGAAGGAUCGUACUUUAUCCCCAGAUCGAUGUGCUCCUGGAUGCCAAACCCAAAGUUCCCCGUGUCCGAGAAGUUGUCUUUCCUCAGCUCAUACUCCUUGACCUUCAGCCCCUUCUCCAAGAUCUCCUCUGCCUUGGGACCCCUCACUGUGCAGUGGACUGCAAUCUUCUCGUUUCGACGGAUUCCAAACGAACGCACAGUGAACCUCGCUGAGAGAAAGGUUCAUGUGAUCCCAAUUAACGCCCAGUUCCCCUUACCUUUAGAGAAGACAGGCGUCUGUCCAGUGAGCGCCUCGAGUACUUUGGCGGCUCUCGUGAGUCUGUCUCCGCUCUCUCCCACACAGAUGUUGAGGCACAGUUUCUGUAUCUGGAGCUCCCGCAUGGGGUUAGUCUGAGGGAACACAAAUGACAGCAGCUAUUAGCUGUGGGCGCACUACCUCCUCGCCGCGACUAACGCCGAGGAAGAUGCGUGUGGAUACAGUAAGGAACUUACAUCUCUCUUGCCCGA